Asterias rubens (European starfish) is the source of this 3396-nucleotide messenger RNA. RefSeq lists its product as uncharacterized. Gene Ontology annotation, molecular function: aspartic-type endopeptidase activity. The coding region runs from base 1203 to 1913 and encodes 236 amino acids. Gene Ontology annotation, biological process: proteolysis. Lineage: Eukaryota; Metazoa; Echinodermata; Asteroidea; Forcipulatida; Asteriidae. The record is from RefSeq and is a predicted model, not a curated record. The transcript has 8 exons.
AGCCCAGAUUUGUUCGGUAACCCUGGUUUACUAUAUUGAAACCUUUUGAAUAAUACAAUAUUCCCAUAUAAGGCAUAGGGCCGUCUGUUGCCAUGAAAACAAAACACUCUAUUAUAUAUUAUGUGGUGAUGGCUGAUUGCAAGCGCCUUUUACGUUACCAUGCCAACGGAGGGAAAUAAAACGAUUUAUUAUCCCUGGGAUUGGAGCCAUCAGGCCGUAGAUGAAAUUACCCAUCAGCAGAGAAGCAUGCCACACGCAUUGAGCUAAAGAGAGUGUCGCCGACGGGAAAGGUUGAACGUUGUAGUGGCUGGUUUGAUACCCUCGCAGCGAGUUGAUGUUACUACAUCAGAAAGACGAGUUGUCUCUACAGCAUCAUGUGGACGAGUUGUCUACCCAUACUGAGUUGAUGUUACUACAUCAGAAAGACGAGUUGUCUCCUCACACUAAGCUGAUGUCACUACAGCAUCAUGAGGACGAGUUGUCUACUCACACUGAGUUGAUGUCACUACAUCAGAAGGAUGAGUUGUCUAACAGGUCUUAUGCCCAGUCGUUGGCGGGAUCUUUAUGCAUAAAAAAGUGGCUACGACUUGGCGGGAAUAACUGAUCGUCUGCUCACUUCUGUUGUUUUUUGAACAAUCUAGACACUGAGAUUCUGUGUCUAUUUGUUGUCAAACCCACAUGACAUGACUCUAAACAGAGCUUUGAGAUCCAGAUCCAGAUUCACACUUUAAUGCUGAGAUAGUGUGGUUCAGAAGUUGACUGUUACCCCGGGAGAUAUUUUGCUCCUUGGGAUUAAUCGAACGCUGUUCCGGAGUGAACUACCGACUGCGGAAGUGCAUCUUUACAUACAGAUCACCGGAGCACAAGGGCCGGAGUGCUGCUAUUUAUCGGAACCACAUUUUGACAGGAAUUCUCUUCCUAUGGAUUCAGAUGGCAAGUAAGGUGAGUUGCUAAUGUAAUUAUGCAUGGAUAAGGUUCCAGGCUGUCAUGAAUGCUGUCGUCGUACGUCUUGCUUCAUAGAAACUUUGGCCGCCAUCUUUGACGACAAACAAUGAACGUGUGUACGCGUGUACUGCGCUGCGCAUGACCCAAGCCAAUCAUCGGGUCUUCGAUUGACCUCCGUGUAGGUGCUGUUCGGGCUUGUGACAAGAUUCUGGACCCUUUAUAGACUUUGUUAAGACGUUAAUGGUGUGGAAGUGAAGAUGGCGACUGGAUUAAAGACUAGACCUAUCCUAAUGAAAGGUCCAAGUGCAAGGGUCAUACCACCAAGAUUGACCACUAAGAGCUCGACUGACUUAUUGCCAUUGGAGAUGAGAUUGGGCACCAGUAAGGAUGCGCAACCGGCCGCCAUCUUGAAACAGAAGCAAGUUCAGAAGCUUGACAUUCCCGCUCAAACAAGACGGAAAUCGUCUGCCGAUGUAGAUGAACAGAAGGGAGUCUUGAAACCAGACCAAACGAGUCAGACUACUGAGAGUCUAUUGUACGUACAGUGUCAGUUGAAUGGAGAGCAAGCAAUCGCAUUGAUUGAUACGGGAAGUCUUCAGUCUACUAUACCACGUGGAAUCGCAGAAGUCUAUGGAUUAAUCGGUUCAGGUGGCAAGGCGAUUAAUUGCCAUGGCAACGGAACUAAACACAACAUAUGUCCCGAGAUUGAGACGGAUGAAUAUCGGAUAGUAACUGAGCUUCGUCUUGGAAGGGCGCCCUCUGACUACUCACUGAUCGUUGUGCCUGAUACAUCUAGUUUGGUUUUAACAAUCGGAAUGGAUGUCUUACAUCGGAACAAGUGCGUUCUUGACUUUGAAUCUCGAGUUUUGUACCUCAACGGCGUAUCCGGUGACGUUAAGGAACUACUCCUCCAUGAAGAGGUGUAUGGUGAUACCAGACUAGUCAGAUCCCAGUCAUCGACAUUGUGAAUCAACGGUAUAUAGGAGUCUGGGUUUGUUUCAAAUAAAAGUCUGGUCCCUCAGAGUGUCUGUUAUUGCGUCUCAUUGGCAAUUGUUUAAAAACUAUCCUGCUGAAAUCACGCGAGGACGCCCUGUUUUUGUUGCGAGAUGGUGGCAUUUUUAUGUAUCGAGUCUCCGAAACUCCAGAUAUUAAAAUGUUUGGUAAACAAAAUAAUAACUGUAUACGAGUGGACUCUUAUUUAGAGAUAAUUGUAUGUCAAGUUUACAAUUAUUUGAUUUUUUUUUCUAUGCACAGAUGAACAAGUGUAAGGCAUAUCGCUGUAACUAAAUUAGUGUACAUUGUAGAAUAAAGCAUUGUUCAAUUAUUUUGAAAGCAUCAUCACGUGUACAAUAAUAAUUGUUCUGACCCCACAUGUACAGAAACUCCUGCUAAUGACUUACUCAUUAUUCAAGUGAAAAGGCUGUAUAUAAGAGUGAAAACAUGCUUUGAGGUUUCUAAGAAUGUACAUGGACAUUAAUCGAGUGAGAUUGACAGAAAUGAUCGUUUGUCCUCAUGGUGGCGCCCUUUCCAUAAUAAUGUUUGUACAAAAUGGCGUCUUUAAGCACCCUGGUCCUAGUCAACUUUUAUAAAGAUGUUUACCUGUAAGCAAACUUGUGUGCUUGUUAUAGCAGGAAGCGAAAUGUUUAGCAAAAGUGGAGUAAAAACGAUUAAGAAGAUUUUACAGGGCGUUGUGCGUUCACAAAUAGUUGUCGCGUCACUCCUAGCAAAAACUACUAGCAUGUUAGCGUCGUUUUAUUUGCUUACCGGUUAGCAGUGUAUGAAGUAGAAACUGUGUUAAGAGUUGCUCCGUAAGCACAAAACUUCUGCUUACUGGCUUUAUGAAAUAGCCACCUGGCCUCAUUAUGAUCAAAAGUUUAAUAUUUCAAAAGUAUAACAAUUACGUAACAAUAGUGAGUUUCUACUCAGAGACAUGUACUUUUAACCAAUAGGAUGGUAGAAUUUGUUAAAGUGUAGAAGUCAAUAUAGACAAGCCGAGGCUGGCAGGAAUAGUCGGGCCUUUUUUUAUUACAAUAAUGCGUUUUAGUAUAUUAUCAGAGCGGAUAAGACAUGUCCACAAAGCAAGCCAAAUCACUUGCCUUUAUAAACUUAUGAAUGACUUGUUGUACCUUUAAGACAUGGAAAGUUUGGUUUACACUAUAAAUUAGUCACUUUAAUUUCAUUUACCGGUGUAUGGCACAUGUCUUUAUAAUUAUUGUAGUUAACUAAUGCAAAGUAGUCUUUUAAAGAGAAGUAAGACGAAGAAGAGGGGGACAUGGCAAAAGCUUGACCAGUUUGAGGAGUACUGUUUUAUUAUUUUGUCUCCACAUUUUGGUACUUAUUUACAUUAUAUUUUAAUCGGUAUACACUCUCUCGCCCAGAUAAUAGUUGUUUCUACUAAGUGUGUAUUCAUACUUUUUUUCCAAGGCGAAUUCGGCUAAUUAAAAUAAAAAA